GGUAGCAACAGUUGCCCCGGUGAAGGCAAGGCGCCAUAGUCACGGUAGUCCUGGCGACAAGAACCAAGCAACGGGAGUCAACAACAACAACAGCCUAAAUCUAAGGAAAAAAAGCUCAAACGACUAAAAAGGACACUAUUGGGAUACAUUAAAGCAGAACUAGUGCCUCAAAGCAUUGGUUGCCAUGGCAACUUCUGGAUACUCGGAGGACCUUCAGCCUCAGCAGGCCAACACAGUAACUAUGGCAACACCUGGUGCCACCGCACCCUCAUCUGCAAAGACCGCACACUUCCUGUCCGAUGUCCCACCGACCUCUGGGACCAUUUCAUCUGCGAACCAAUCGUCCGCUGCCGCAAAAACGGGACAGGACGCACUUUGUUCUCAAGCGCCGCCCACCAGCCAGAAGCCAGUGGUUCUGACGACUCCCACGCAACACUAUGUGCCCCCAGAUAUCCAACACACUGCGGUCCAGAAAAGUAAUGGUCAGAGCAACUCGCCUCAGUACAUCAUAGUGACUGUUACAGAGGGCUCUGUUCACUCCAACGACAGCCUGUCAGACUCCAGCCCGCCAGCCUCAGGUGUUCCUGCUCAGGUGGUCCAACCAGUGCAGACCAGCCAACAGAGGUCAGUUUUGCAAGCAGCCAAGAGGAUUCAGUCUGACCACAUCAACAACCUGCAGUCUGUGCACAUUAACCAGGAGGUGGAGCAUGUGUACUCCGGUCAGGUGCAGUAUGUGGACGGAGGAGGAGACACCACCUUUACCACGUCCUCCAUUCGAUCGAGCAGCUACCCUUUCUCCGACUCGCCCCUUUACUCCCAGACGCCCCCCACCUCCUCGUCCUACUAUGAGGCCACGCCCAGCUCUGAGUCAGACCUCACCGGCUCUGUGACCUCGCAGCCCGUUUCUGUGGCAACAGCUGGAGCCAAUAGCGGCGGAGCCUCUGCGGGCGGAGGGGGCUAUGUCAUUCAGGGAGGCUACGUUUUGGGAGGCGGAGCAACAGGUGGAGGAGGACAGAGUUACUCCAGCCCUAACUCUCGUGCCCCACCUGCUACUGUGCAGUGGCUGUGUGAUAACUACGAGGGGGCGGAGGGGGUGAGUUUACCCCGCUGCACCCUCUACUACCACUACCUGCUGCACUGCCAGGAGCAGAAACUAGAACCUGUUAACGCCGCAUCCUUCGGCAAACUCAUCAGGUCCGUCUUCAUGGGGCUCCGGACGCGGAGACUGGGGACCAGAGGGAACUCAAAGUACCACUACUACGGCCUGAGGAUCAAAUCUGGGUCCCCGCUGCUCAGACUGAUGGACGAACAGCAGCACAUGGCGCUGAGGCAGCAGCCUUUCUCACAGAAAAACAGGUUGAAGCCACUUCAGAAGGCACAGGGGAUCACCAAUGGCACAGCAGGUGGGCUGGGUCAGCAGGCCUCAGGACUUUGUGAUAUUUCAGCUCAGGUGCAACAGUAUCAACAGUUUCUGGAAGCAUCGAGGCCGCUGCCUGACUUUGUGGAAAUCGAUCUGCAAGCUCGGCCCCUGCCUGACGGGAUCAUCGUAGAACACCUGAAGGCCUUUCAGACGCUCUACAGAGAACACUGUGAGGCCAUUAUGGACGUGAUGGUCAACCUCCAGUUCACCCUGGUGGAGACGCUGUGGAAAUCCUUCUGGAGGUUCAGCCAGAGCAUCGACACAGAAUCCCUCAACCUGCACAAUGAGUCGGAGAAGCGUCUGCCCAAAUCCUGCCUGGUGGUGCUGUGUAAGUACGAGCCGGUGCUGCGCUGGACCAAGGAGUGUGACAACCUGCUCUACCAGACCCUGGUGGAGAUCCUCAUCUCUGAUGUGCUGAGACCCAUCCCCAGUGCCUUAACUCAGGCCAUCCGCAACUUUGCCAAGAGUCUGGAGAACUGGUUGACAGGCGCCUUGAUGAACAUCCCAGAGGAGAUGGUUCGCAUCAAGGUAUUUAUAAGCUUCUCUGUUGAUUCCAUACCAGGUUAUAGUAUGCACCAGUUCUACAAAUGCAAAAAUAGGCCAAUAUUUAUUGAAUUAGACUGGUGCGCAGCCCUUUUAGACAGAAAAAGUUGUCUAUUUUUCUAUUUAACUACUGCUUACAGGAAAUGA
Molecule: messenger RNA, 2110 nt
Organism: Notothenia coriiceps (black rockcod)
Lineage: Eukaryota; Metazoa; Chordata; Actinopteri; Perciformes; Nototheniidae
Product: MHC class II regulatory factor RFX1
Exons: 13
Coding region: 185-2110 (641 amino acids)
Biological process (GO): regulation of transcription by RNA polymerase II
Cellular component (GO): nucleus
Molecular function (GO): RNA polymerase II cis-regulatory region sequence-specific DNA binding; DNA-binding transcription factor activity, RNA polymerase II-specific
Source: RefSeq, a predicted model, not a curated record